Actinia tenebrosa (Australian red waratah sea anemone) is the source of this 639-nucleotide messenger RNA. Its product is annotated as cyclin-dependent kinases regulatory subunit. Lineage: Eukaryota; Metazoa; Cnidaria; Anthozoa; Actiniaria; Actiniidae. Gene Ontology annotation, molecular function: cyclin-dependent protein serine/threonine kinase regulator activity. The record is from RefSeq and is a predicted model, not a curated record.
UGAAACUAAAAAAAGUAACACCAAAAAACGUCAAAAUUUUAUCCUUUGAAAUUAAUUUUUAAAACCCAGACUUUAAAUAAGGUAACGAUAAUAAUUAAGAAAGCCUUUGUGGUUGCUUUCUAAGCGUUAAAUUUUCGAAAUCUGGAUAUUUUUUACCACGAAGAUCGAUAAGGUUAAUUGAACCACAUCUGGGUGAAGAAGAGAGGUUUGUGGUGAAAAAAUAUGCCGCUUAAUGUCAAGCAGAUAUCUUAUUCUGAGAAAUAUUUUGAUGAUAAGUACGAAUACAGGCAUGUGAUGUUACCCAGAGACCUAGCGCACCUCGUACCCAAUACCCACCUAAUGACUGAAAGUGAAUGGAGGAAUUUAGGAGUGCAACAGUCUCCAGGAUGGAUACAUUAUUUGAUACAUGAACCAGAACCCCACAUACUACUCUUCCGAAGACCUCGUCAAACUACCACAGCUUGAUGUUGUCUUGUCGCAAUUCCUAGUAAUACUAUAAAGCUUUGAAACAUUUGUACUAUUUUUAUGCUAUUUUAUAAAGCAUCGAGUGUUUUAAGAAGUUUUAAAGAAAAUUGUCUAUGCAUAAUAUUUAUAUGUACAAAAUUCAGAGAGAAAUAAAUGAUAUUUAGAGUUUUCUAA